This is a messenger RNA of Cladophialophora psammophila CBS 110553, 585 nucleotides long. RefSeq lists its product as uncharacterized. The transcript has a single exon. The record is from RefSeq and is a predicted model, not a curated record. NCBI's taxonomy places the organism in Eukaryota, Fungi, Ascomycota, Eurotiomycetes, Chaetothyriales, Herpotrichiellaceae. The coding region runs from base 1 to 585 and encodes 194 amino acids.
AUGUGUCGUUUCAAACUACAAGUCUGUCCCUACCCUGAGCAAGACCCAGUCUCCUCCCUCAUCUUCAACCCGAAAAACAGUUCUCAAUGGGAACACUGCGAUGAACCACGGCCAUGGGGUCGCCUUUCCUGCGGCAAGCUAGUGAUCGAACAUCCCACCCACCUCACCAAGGCUGAACCAGCUCUGUCCUGCGAAAACACCCCAGCCACUCGCUCCUGCAGCUCCGACCAACGCGAACAGCACAUACAUACAGGCCUCCCUGGCCGUCAAGAGCCCACGCCCUACAACUCGAUCGCGCCCGCAGCUGCAGGCGAAGCACAACUUCAAGGAGAGGCUUGCAAGUGGUGUACUGCAGUGCUGAGACUGGUGGCAACAAAGUCGAAAGAGAUGCAGAAAGUGGCGCGCAAGGAAAUUGCCGAGGUGGAGCGGACGAUGGGUGAAGACGCCGAGUUAAGAAAGAUGCACGGGAAAAUUGCGGACAAGGAACACGAAUUGAACGCCAUGAGACACGAUGCCUGGAGAAAGGCCGCGAUGCUGAUGGAUGAUUUGGCUGCUGCCAGUGGAAAGGAGGAGACGCAAGGCUGA